AUGGGAUAGUUUUUAGGGCAUUUACAAAAUGCAUAACCUCCCCAAUCAAAUCCAUUACUUAAUAAUUCAAUAUCAAAAUUACGUGAGUAUCAUGGGUCUUUUCAAUCUGUUUGCGAUACCUUUAGUAUAGAUUUGACAGAGUUCGAAUAGAUAUUCGGAAGCAAUGAAACAAUGUUUUAGAUAUGGGAUACAGACAACAACGGGUAUUAUAGUUAAGAAUAUGUGUAGAUUGAUCAACGCUUUGGAAUUAUUUUCAGGUUUAAUAAUUUUUGCAGAGAGUAAUUUCGAGGAAAAGGCGCGAUUUUUAUUUGAUCUAUUUGAUUUCAAUGAAUUGAAUUCCUUGAGUUUAGUAAGAAUAUAUGUGAUAACUUAAGAUUGAUUUGGAUUUUAUGUUGUUGUCAUGUGCAAAUGCCACAUUCAAAAUAAUGCAGAUAAAUAAUGAAGUAAAUGAGGAAGAAAUCUCGGAUUUCUUAAGCAAUUUUUUUUCGGACAAUCAAAGAGUAAACAUAAGCCAGUUUUUGAAAUGGUGUGUGAAGACUGAGGAGAUAAGACAAUUCCUAUAAUUGAUAAAAAAGGAGGCUCCUGAAUUGAAGGUUACAGCAUAAGCGGAAUAACUGAGUCAGAAAAUCGAUGUCCUCAGAUAGGUAUCGAACAAGGAGUUUAGAAAGAAACUCUUAUUGCCAGACUCCAAGCGUCCCUACUUUGAUCAGAGGAAUCUUGGGUAAGAAUAAGGAAGUAUUCUAGAUCCAUAUUAUCGUCAAAGGCAUAUCAUUCAAAAAUCUAAUGGAUAAGUAGUUUGGCAAAGAAGGUUUAUGCUCCCUAGCCGCAAGUGUUUUAGAAAGAUGUUUAUGCAAAAAUGAAUUGGGUCUAUGGAUUUCGGGGGAAGGAUGUGAAACGACCCUUGCUUUAUAUAAAGGUGCAAUCGAAUACAGAUAAAGCUUUGAAUGAGAAGAUGGUAUUUUUUACAGCUUGUAUAAUAAUUGUGUAUUAUCCGAAAAUAAACGAGCAACGUCAUUAUUUAGAGCACGAAAGUGAAGUGAUAAGUGUAGCAGUAGCCAACAAUUUGAGUUUGAUGGCAAGUGGAGAGUAUGCAGAGUAACCAGCCAUUCACAUUUGGGAUAAUAAUACAUUGCACAACAUAGGAGUGAUAAAGGGUGUUCAUUAGAAGGGUGUGCAUUUAUUGACUUUUUUUGGCAAUGAUGAAUUGUUAGCAUCAUGUGGAAUAAGAGCUGCAUCUCCUAUUUUGAUUUAUAACAUCAAGGAUUUCUCUUUGGUUCUAUCGACUUAAGUGAAUGACUUUGCAGUAGAUUUAUUGACCAUCAAAAAUUUUGUAGGGUCAUUUGGGGGUAGUAUCCAACAAAGAUAAUAAUAAACUAGCUAGUAAAGUUAGCCAAAUCCAUUCAAGAAAUACGAAAACUCAUUUGUGGUUUGUACAAUUCAGCAGAUAAUCCAAUUUUAAUAUUAUGAUGGUCAUUUUUUGACUAAGGAGAUCUAUUUGGAAUAGUAUAACUUAUCAUCGCCUUUAACUUGUGCAACAGCAUUAAGCAUUAUAGCCAAGGAACCUAAUCUAAAAUCUUAUUAAGAUGAUUCAGAAGAGGCGAUAGUGAUAAUAUCAGGACAUCAGGAUGGAUCAGUGAUUUUGUGGGAGAGCUUUGAAACCAUGGAAUAGAUGACAUCUUAUAAGGAUUAGAUAGUCUGUAUAACUAGUUAUCAGUAUGGAAUAAUCAUUGGAACUGAUGCUAGUACCAUUCAUUUGUGGGAUUUUAAGUUCAAGAACAAUGUAAAGAAUAUAGAUCUAACAGCCUUAAAUUUCAAGCUGUUUAGUUAUGUUAUAAGUGAUAUAGUGGUAGCAGGAGAUAAAUUAUUGGUGUCUUCGACGGAAGGCGAUGUAGUGGAGAUCUUUCUAUAAUAGAAACAAGAACACACUAGCAAUCAAUUUGGCAAUAAAUUAAAAGCGAAUAGAAUAAAUUAUAUAGUUCAAUUGAGUGGAACAUUGUAGGCUUUGUGUAUAUUGGAGAGACCGGAUAGUGAUGACAAGUUGGUGUUUUGUGCAGGAUCACAAUAAACAGUGUAUGGAUUUUCAUUGGAGACACAUGAGAUUGUGGAUGUGUGGACUAUUGGGGAUCAGGUAUCAUCAAUGGAUUGCAUCAAUUUUGAGGAUGGAGGAGCAGUGUUUGCAUUAGGAACAGUGUCAGGUAAAGUGUAUUUGAGAUUGGAUUGGGAAGAGACACCAAGAUGGUAUGAUUUUAAACAUUAAGUGAAUGAUUUGAAAUUCUCAUCAGAUACUUCUUGUUUGGUCUGUGCAGUUUAGGAUGCAUUUGUCUAUGUGUUCUUUUUGAAUAACACAUCAUACUUUUAGACUGCACCAAAGAAGAUUCAUUUCGAAGGGGAAUUGCCCAUUUGUUUGGAUUUCGUUGAUGAUUGCAAAGUCUUUAUUGUGGGAACUACAAACAAGAAUCAAUACAAAAUUGAAUUGCCUGAUAUGAAAUCAAAAUUGUUGUCUUCGGAAAAUGAGAAGUUGAAUUCAACUACUUGGGUAUUGCAAUAUCCUCUGACUUCGAGUGGCAAUCAAAAUUCUAAGAAGGAACAAUUUUUGCCUCUCUUGAUUGGAGGUGAUGUGAAGAUAUUCUUGGCUGCAGGAGAGGGAGGAUAUGUAUACUUUUGGAGAGAUCGAGAAUAGUUGGAAACUAAUUGUGGUGGAUUCUUGAGAGGACAUGCUAGCAAUGUGAGUAGAUUACAAAUGACUAAAACCUAAGAUGUCUUCUACACUGUAGGUACUAAUGAUAACACAUUGAUCGAAUGGAAGAUCGAUUUCAUCAAUGAUUUAGCUGAUUUCUCUAAGCCAUUCCAACAAGACGACAAAUAAUAAAUCAACAAACCUGGACUCAAUAAUUUCUCCAUGGCUUCCAAUAAAUAGGACUUCAAUUAAACCAUAGACGAAAUCUUCAAAAGAGAAAAGGAUUAUUGCUUUUUCCUCAACAAUAUCUCUGACAAAUUUAGAGACAAUUUCGUUCAAUUCCGAGCAACCAAUCAAAAGAUGCUAAAUGGAUUACUCCAAGAACUGAUUCCACCCUUCGAUAAAAAACAACAUGUCAUGAAACGUGCUCCUCCCUUGUCUUUGACUCUUGAUUACAUCUAUGGAUUCUUGGCUUACGACAAAAGGAGAACUCUAUUUUAUGUGCACUUCUAUAAUAAACAAGAGAAGAAGAAGAGAGGAGGAUAACAAUAAUAAGAUCUGAAGUCAGAAUAACGAAAGAGAAUGGAGUAAAUGAAUCAAUAGAGCAUCAUUUUACCUGUCCAAUUCCAAAAGGAAAUGCUCUUUGCUAAAUAAGCCUUGUUGCCUUAUGAUGAUUCUCAUAAUGAUUGCUAAAGACACUUCGUCUACAUCACUUCCAGAAUAGCAGUUGUCUAUAACCCAUUGAACAAUCAACAGAAAUUCUAUGAGGGACACAGAUUCAAAAUCACCUGUCUAGCCAUUCAUCCAUUAAAGUGUUUUGUGGCCACAGGUGAAUGUGCACCUAGACCUUGCAUUCACGUUUGGAAUGUAUUCAACACUGAACCUGUCAAGAUCAUCAGAACAAACCAUAAGAAUGGUAUCUAUGACUUAGUGUUCUCCAGAGAUUCAUUAUUUAUUGUGAGUAUCGGCAUAGACGAAACCUAUUCAAUCUAAGUGACAUCUUGGAAGAAUGAAACCAUUAUAGCCUUUCGAAAUUCAGGGACAUUCCCCAUCUGCUGUGUCAUGUUCAACCCGUACAAUCGAUAUGAGUUUGCUACUUGUGGAUACCAGAAUAUCACCAUAUGGUCAUUACAGGGGAGAAACCUGAUUAGGAGUUAAGUGAUAUUGUCAGAUGAAGUCAAGUAUACUAAUGGUUGUUUUAUCACUUGUCUAAGUUACAUCUCCUAUCUCUUAGGUGAUAAAAUAGAAAGCGACAUCAUUGUGGGUAACAACUUCGGAGAUUUGGCCUUGGUUGCUUGUGGCAAAUACAUAGUUGUGAAAGAGAGGUAUCUAAUAUAGCCAUAUUUAUUUAGAGCACAUCAAAAGAUGAUCAAUUGUUUGAAGAUAUCUGAAAUACUGGGAGAUAAGGUCGUCAUCAUCACUUGUGGAGAGGAUGAGUACAUCAAAAUAUGGGAUACCAAAUUUAAUUUGAUCAAUGAGUUCAACAUCCGUAAGACUGGAUUCUUUUAGGAUGGUACUCCUGCAAUUAGGGUAUGACAUCUAUAUCUCCUAUGUAGAAUUUAUCUGCUCAAUCAAUUGACAUAUUCUCUUGUAGGGUUCCAAAGAGACAUCUGAAUGAGGAGGAAGUGGAAGAGUCGCAUAAUUUAUCUGUGAUGUUGGUUGGAACCAGGAAUGGUGAUAUUUUGGAAGCUGCAUUUCAAGUAGAGUUUUAAGGCUUGAAGUUAUAACAAAUCAAAAAACAAGAAAGCCACUCUGAUGAUGAACAUAGCAAUUCCCAUGAUUCCAGUGGGUCAGAACAAUAGUAGAGACAACCCUACACUACGACAGAAACUUUGAAAUUCAACUAUUCCAUAUACAUGAGAUCGCAUCAAUCAUAAAUAUUUGAUAGCAAACAACAAAUAGAUUUCUUCAAUAAGAAGAUGUUCAUCACUCUGCAUCCCACCUAACCAAUUAUGGUAUCCAUGGGAGAGGAUCAGAAACUAAUACUCUGGGAUACUGAGAACAAUUCAUUGUUGUUAGUCAAGAAUAUGGGUAUGACUCCUACGGCGAUACGAUUGUCCCCCGAUGGAGAUUUGCUAGUGAUUGGUUUCCAGAAUUCCAUGGUUGUGAUUAUGGACUCCAAGAUCCAAAAGAAUGCCAUUGGCAAAGUGAGUGAGCGUUACUUGUUGCCCACCUUGGACAUCAUCAUGAACAUCAAAGAUAAGGACAACAAGACGGCUGUUUUGAAUAUAGAGUUUUCACAGAAGGGGGACAUGCUUGCCAUCUCGUAUGAUAAUGCUCGUAGUUAGAAGGACGUCUUUGAUUCUAAGUUGGAAAAGGAGGGCUCUUUCAUAUCAGUGUGGGUUAAUAGGGGUUCUCAUCGUACAUCCAAGUAUAGAGCAACUGACAAGAAUCUAUAUUUGAAAUAUACUGACAUUCGUUGUCCUCAACUAAAUGAAUCGUAUUAGAGUGACAAUGACACUUAUGGAGUGGCUGCAUACUUCAUGACAUUCAGUUAGGAUGGCAAUUACCUGAUAAUCUAUUAUCAAUUGAUAAACAACCAGUAAACUAGAAUCAACAACGAUCCACAAGGUGUGUAUGUAAUAUGGGAUCUGAAUUCAAACACAUCAGUCAAAAAUUGGGAGACCAUCAAGAACAUUCAAUGGAAGAAAUUGAACUUCCCAAAUAGUCUGCAUUCUUAGUAUCAAUUUUAUGACUCCUUGAUUGGCGAUCCGAAGUAAGGGUAAGAACAGGAGACCAAUUUGACCAAUGAGACCCUCAUUAAUCCAAUGAUGUCAGUAAUGGUUGAUCUAACUCCAUUUUUAAUAUGUGGAAGUACCAACGGAGAUUUGCAUUUGGUCAAAUCCUCGUGUCUCUACUAUGAUAAGGAUUUUAUCACAGAAAUCAGUAAAAAAUAGAAGUGUUUGGCUAAGUCAUAUUCUGCUCAUGUUUCAUUUGUGAAUCAGAUAGAGACUCAUCAGAAUGCUCAAUAUCUGUAUACUACAGGCAUAUUGGAUGAAUGCAUUAUGAAAUGGAAAUUAACAGAAGAACAAUAAAAUUGGGAUUUGGAUUAUUUGAUUUACGAUAAGAAACAAGCUGAUCUGUUUUAGGAAGUGCAAGAGAAGGAGAAAUUCAAAAGUUUGUUCUCAGAAUUGCUACCCUUGCGUAAGGGGAUAUCGGAUAAGGUCAAGAAUGUGGAUGACACUAAGUUACCUGAAGUGGAACUCAAAUUGCAGAGUAUCAUAGGGAGAAGAGCAUUUACAAGAAGGAACAAUCUAUUUUACGAUUAUGAUGAAAGACUGAUUUAUGUGGCAGGAUGCAAUUUGGUGAUUGCUAGUUUGGAUGAUGAGGAUGAAUAGGAUGACAAGAUUGCAUCUCAAUUCAAAAAAUACAAUAUAGCAUAAUUACAAUCAGAAAACCACUCAGUGUUUCAAUAAUUCAUUAAGUUAGAUCAAUCAGAUACGUCGUCGUCACCUGAGAUCUCAUGCAUUACUUUGAGUCAAGACAAGAAAUUACUGUGUGCUGGUACCAUUGAAUUGAAGGCCAAACUGCUGAUUUGGGAUAUAUGUUCAAGAACUUGUGUUAAGAAUAUUGUCAUCAACAAUGUGGGGAUGAUUAUGAAUAUCAAAUUUGCCUAUGACAACAGACAUCUUAUUUGUAAUGCAAUCACUCAGGAAUAUAGACAAGAAAUACUGUUGAUUGACUCUGAGAAUCACUAAGUGUUGGGAGUAGUCACUUACUCAUAUUCAAUACCUUACAAGAUUAAGGAUUUGGAGUUCUACCCUAAUAGUGUCUUUAGAUUUGUGACUUGUGGAGUGUAGCACAUGUCUUGUUGGUAAUUUGCAGGAGGUUAAUUAACAUUUUAGGCUAUGGAGAUUGAGAAUCCAAAAGAUUUAGUAGAAUUGGUGGAGAAUCAGAAUGAUGAAUAAGAAGGAGCCUAAGAUAAUGAUUAAGAAGAUGGUUUAAGAAUUACAUUCUUAACUGUGAUAUUUGUAUAGGAUGCAAUAAUUACAGCAGGAGAGGAUGGAUUCAUUUAUGUUUGGGAUGACAAAAAGAUCAAUAAGAAAUAAAAGGCUCAUCCAGAUCAACCCAUCUUCUGUUUAUACACAAGCAAGGAUUCUUCGAUGUUUGUAUCUGGAGGAAUGGAUGGACGUGUCAUUCUAUGGUCUUUGAGUAAGUCUGAGUAUUCUUAUGUGGUCGAAAAGAUCUAUGAGUAUAGUAUUGCUAAUGAAUAAUUACAGAAGACUGGGUUGAAUCCAAAUCUUCAUAUUCAAUCAGUAUGUAUUGGAUAGAACUAUAUAUUGGCAGGAACAAGAAGUGGGGACAUUUAUGAGUUGGUAAGACCCAAUGAGGCAGAUUUGAAAUGUAAACAUCUUGAUUUAAUUUAGCCUUGACAAAAAUACAGAAGGACAUGGUUAAAUUAAGAAUCAAUUGUACUGAUCAUGAUCAACCAAAAGUUGUAGCUUUUUCUGGUAAUGCUCAGAAAUUGUAUUCAAUUACUUAAAAGGGAUUGUUUGCAGUCUGGAAUUUGAGGAAACUGAAACGCACAUAUUCUUAUGCAUUUGAAAAGGCCACUUUGAAUUUGAUAGUGUGCAAAUUAUCACCUAAAAUCUUUAUAGCUUUUGAACAAGAAGUUAUAGUGUUGAAUGAUCAUGAUUAUAGUGUGAAUACUAAUUAUUCUUUAAAACAGAAAUCAGCCAUCUCAGAUAUGAAAUUGAGUGUAGAUGAGAAAAUGCUUGCUUUGGCUCUUGCAAGAAAUCAAGAACAGAAUGCUAAAAUCGAAAUAUAUGAUGUUGAAAACGAAGAAAACAAUUUUAGAUUACUUUGCAGCAUUGACAAUCUUAAUACAAGUGUAGAAUACUUGGAUUUCUCCACUGAUAAUUUCUAUCUCUUCUAUAAAGACGUCUUGGAUGAGACUGCCCUUAUAGACCUAGAUCAAUAGAAACGUAUAAACAGCAUGCAUAUGGAAUUUGAUUUGGAAUGGUGUAGUGAUGGAAUCAAAUUAGCUGAAAAGGCCAAGGGAGUGCAUUCUUGUUAUACUGAUGACAAUAAAAUUCGUAAGAUUACUCUGAUUGGAGAAAAGUCCAUGGCUGUAAUUAUUACAUCUUAUUCAAGGUUACUGACAAUAUGGGAACCAUACGAAUUUUCAAUUAUCCCUGUACUUCUGGAUAAGGAUACAUGCGUAUAUAUACUGAUCAUAUGAUGUACAUCAAUCAAUGUGUGGCCAGUCCAGACAAGGAAACUUUGGUUACAACCUCAGAACAAGACAAGUGCAUCAUGGUGUGGAAGAUACAGAAGGUUGAUGUCAAUAAUACAUAAUGAUAUUU
Molecule: messenger RNA, 7983 nt
Organism: Paramecium octaurelia
Lineage: Eukaryota; Ciliophora; Oligohymenophorea; Peniculida; Parameciidae
Source: the annotation of a GenBank genome assembly